Molecule: messenger RNA, 5071 nt
Organism: Drosophila mauritiana
Lineage: Eukaryota; Metazoa; Arthropoda; Insecta; Diptera; Drosophilidae
Exons: 8
Coding region: 319-2724 (801 amino acids)
Biological process (GO): G protein-coupled receptor internalization; signal transduction
Cellular component (GO): cytoplasm
Molecular function (GO): G protein-coupled receptor binding
Source: RefSeq, a predicted model, not a curated record
UACGUUUGCCGUGAACCGAGAGCCCCCGGAAAAGUAGUGUCGAGGAUUAGAAGUGUUGAGCAGUUAUAUUCAGUACCGAACGGAGUCAGUCAGAAUUCGAAUCGAAAACAGAUCCCAAAUCGGACAAUCCGAUCGGACAUUUCAAAUCCAAAUCCAAAUCCCAAUCCAAUUCAAUUCCAAACUUAAAUUGAAACUCAAAAUUUUUUUAAAAAGACACUGUGUCGCGUGCUCACUGAAUUAUCAACAAAGAAAUCAAGGGACCCGUCCAUAUUAGCAGGACCUAGAAAAAGAAUAAAACCCGAAACGGAAAGAGCCAGGAUGUCGGACAAGCAGCAGGAAAAGGAACCAAUCCCCGAUGAGGAGCAGCAGCAGGAGCAGGAGCAGGAGCACGAGGCUCCUGGCAGCAGACAUGCCUGUUGCGGAUCUGGACCGGAUCCGGAACCGGAAGUGGAAAUGGACGUCGAGGUGGAGGAGGCAUCGGGAUCAGCAAUCGGCGCUGCAGCUGCUGGCGGAUCGGAUGCACCCGCUCCGGCCAAUCCGAAUCCGGGGCUGGAACGCGACAGGGACAGGGACUCGCACGGCGACAGAUCCACUCAUCGCGAUGAGUUUGGAACGCAGCGUGUUUACAAGAAGACCUCGCCAAAUUGUGUGCUGACUUUAUAUUUACCCACUCGCGAGAUAACACUCACCGGAAAUAAUCCGUCCGUUUUGAGGGGCAUCGUCUACGUGGAUCCGAAGGCCAUCCAGGGAUAUCGCGUAUACGCCCAGCUGACGCUGACGUUCCGGUAUGGCCGCGAGGAUGAGGAGGUGAUGGGUCUGCGAUUCUGCAACGAGGCCAUCAUGUCGCUGCACCAGAUUUGGCCACGACUCGAGGAGCCCACGCCCGAGUCCCUCAGUCCACUGCAGGAGGCCCUGAUGAAGCGCCUUGGCGAUGGAGCCCAUCCCUUCACCCUCUCGCUAUCCUCCUACGCCCCACCCAGUGUCCAGUUGGUGCCCGCCAAGCGCUACUACGGAGCACCCAUUGGCACCAGCUACGAUGUCCGCUGCUUCAUCGCGGACAAAACGGAUGAGAAAUUCCAUCGGCGGGCUUCGGUCAAGAUGGGCGUACGGGUCAUCUAUCGCACGGAUGUCUUUCAUCAGCACUUGGCGCCGGAGCAGUAUGCCGCCUUCGCAGGGCGUCAAAAUAACGCCCAAUCGCCGCCGGCCAGUGCCACGCCCCCGUCAUGCGGCGAGGGCGGCGAGCAGCACACCACCCACACCCAUCAGCAAUCGCAAUCGCAGCCCACUAGCGGAUCCAAGCACAAGACGAAGUCCGAGCGCGGUGACUCCUUCCCCAAGCUGCGUCUCUCACCGAAAUCCUUUCGAUUCAGCGGUCGUUUCGGACGCAGCAAGAGCGAGAUCGAAAAGUGUCCCAAUGAUCCUUUCCACAGCUACAGCAAGUCCUUCCAGGAGCACUGCGACAGCAUGCUGCCGCCGCACACUGGAGCCGGGGUCACCGGCGGCAUCGGUGGCGUCAGUGUGGGUCCCUGUGGCGGUCCUCAAGGAUCCGUGGACAAGCCCUUCCUGCUGCACGACGGCCGGGUGGGAUUGAGGGCCAGCUUGGACAAGGGCUGGUAUACACACGGCGAGGACGUUCAGGUGACCGUCAAUAUACGCAACGAUAGCCGCAAGACGGUCCGUAAAGUACGGGUCUGCGCCAUCCAGCACGUCGACGUUUGCAUGUUCAACAACGGCAAGUUCAAGAAUGUGGUGGCCGAUUCUGAUAAUAUAACACCGCCGGUGGAUCGCACAGUGGCCGCUGGAGCCUCGUUAAAUACCACGGUGACGCUCCGUCCGCAACGCGGUCCCACCAAGAACUGGAUCGCCCUGGAGGACACUUUGCAGCGGAGCACCGAGCCGGAGGAGAUCACUGGCGCCAUCGCUGCUUCGGCCAUCCGCUCGCCUCACUUUGUGAUGCAGAACGCCCAGCUGUUGGGCGGUUGCGGCCAUCCGUUGGGCAGUCCGGCCCUGGUUACCCCACAUCCACACCUCUGGCAGCCGGGCUCACAAGGUCAGGGUCAGCCGGGUAAUCCCAACUCCGGCGGCGGCAAUGAGGAGCGCAACGUGUUCGCCAUCUAUGUGUCCUACUACGUCAAGGUGAAGCUCACCCUGAGCGGCAUGGGUGGCGAGUUGUCGCUGAAGUUGCCCUUCGUCCUGGUCCAUGUGGAUGAGACCCAGCGUCCGGGAUUCGCCUCCGCUACGCUGGGCGAGCUGCGUAUGGAGAUGGAGCGUCUGGCCCUACAUGAUGCACCCGUGGGCAAGCGUAAUGGUCGACGCCAGGCACAGCCCACUUCCGCGGAGAUCCGAGAUGGACCCUCCACCAGUGCGGCUGCCGCCGCUGCAGCCGCUGCUGCAAAGUCAGCCACCCAAUCCUCCGGGCAGUCAGGCGGGCAUCUGGACAUGAUCGAGAGCCUGGACGAUGAGUUCAACAUCAGGGUUCCGGUGCCAAGGAACGGCUCCCAUAAGCGGCGUUUGCAGCGCAGCGAGACCUUGGCCCGUGAUCUGGAGGAGCACGAGGAGCAUGGUCCGAUGCCCGAGGAAGAGGACCACAUCGUUCAGAUCCACUUGGAGCAGGUGUCACCGGACAGGGACGAAGGGCAGCAGGAGGAGCGUGUGCAGGAGGAGCAGGUGAGCCACGCACCCGGAGCCGAGACAGGCGCAGUCCCCAAGUCUUCGAAUGUGUGAUUCUGAUUGUGGUCGCAGAUGUUUGCCAAACGCAAGAGGAAGCCGUAGUACCGUCCCCAACUGGUAGUAUAGGAAUAGUCCAAUGUCCAAUUACCAUUUCCCAGGACGCGAAAAUCGAUCGGACAAUACAGUUUUUUUUCGUUCUUAAACCGAUCAACUAUUUUAUUUAUAUUUUGGUUACAUUUUCUAGAGCAGUUUCCUGUUCUUCUUUUUUAAGACUGUUAAACAGUUUUGUGCUCUAGAAAUAGAAAAAUUCAAACGUCCAAAAACUAUUCAUUUGUGACAAAUAAUAUAACGUACGUCUAUUGAAUUGCAGGUUUGAAGUUGUUAAAUAAAGACACUUUAGUUUUUUCGAUUCAGCAGCAUUUUAAAAAUAGAAGUUUUCGACUUAAGCUGCUUGAAAUGUUUUAAAACGUUUUUAAAGUAUAAGCACCAACUCUCGUAGUUGCGGCCACUGUAAAUUUUAAUGAAUAACCAUUCAGUUUCGGUUUCAGCAGUCAAAUGUCAGGAGUUAGAAGAUAGGUACAGUACCCAUUAUGAGGGGUGGGCAAUUCGAAAGGGGUCUAUAGGUAUUAAAAAGUAGAUGGUUUCCAAAAUCGGAGAGAUAGAAAUCCAAAAAUGAAUUAGGUGGCAACGGCAUUCCCUAGGAAUUAGACAAUGAAUUGAGGUGAAAUUUUUGCAGUUUGAUUAAAACGGAUGUGAACGAGUUGCGACGAAGGAGUUGAAAUUGAGGUAGUCGUAGAUAUAGUUAAGAUUUAUUAUUUGAUAUUAGCCAUGCAAUGCGUUGAAAUUGAUGAUAUUUUGCGUGGAUUGGCAGGAUAGUGUAGCAAUGUUAUAAAACGGCAUCAACAGUAUUGAAAUUGAAAGGCAAGCCAACCCAAAAGCAAAGUCAAAACAUAUAUAUUUACAUAGAUCGUAAGUGAGUGUGGUUCAAAUGAGUUCGAUAUGCAACUAAGCAUUAAUUUACAAAAAGAAGUACACGAGAAUGCCAAUUGAAAGCCCAUUUUUCAAAUCGCACAGAUGUCACCACUAUCUAAAUAAUCAUGUAUUUACUGAAUAUUAAAUGUUUGAUGUGUAUUUACAAGACGACAAGGAAAUAUAUUACAGAGGCCAAAGGCAGAGGCAAAUACACACACACACAAAAAAUUGGGUGUAAAAAUCUCGUUGCGGUUUCAAGCUGACAAAACGUAUUUACAAGUAAUCAACCAACCAACCAACUAAAAAAAUACAAAAUGACAAACACAACACAUAUCUGUGGGUUUUCUGGCUUUUGUUGCCAACGCCAAUGUAUUAUUGUCGCAAUGUAUUGAUUUAAAUCUAUGGUCAAAUUAGCUGAAUUAAGCAGACAGGUGUCACUCGCUAAGGGUGAUUCUAUAUGAUUGUGGAAGAACUAAUUCUAACGACAAAGUUCCGAACAGUAUGGUAAACACCCACGAAGGAUCGACACUAUAGCUAUAGUUUUUUAAAUCGUAUUGAGACACCUAGUAUAUCUGAAUGAUGAGGUCGGGGAUCCAGAUACCUAAGGUGUUUUGAAUAAAUUGUGGAAAUAUCCUGUUUGAAAGCGGGACAAACUUAAACCACCAAGAAAUGAGAACCUACGAUAUCGAAGAUUUUUAAUGUUAGCUGUACGAAAAAUCCACAUGAUACUAUCCACAUGCAUACUACGAUGAUGAGAAGGGGAUAAUGAAAAUUGAAAACUGACAACAAUAUUAAUAGUAUUUAUGUGUAUAUGUGUCUAGAGUUAAUGUGCAACAUUGAAACACACUGAAUAAUGAUGAAUUUAUGAAUGUAACACGAUUAGGCAAUCGCUAUGCUCGGCUUACGCAAUCUGUGUGCAGAUCGACAUCCUGAUCGAUAUAGACAUUUAAGUCUAAAUAGAACUAUAUAUAUAUUUAUGUGGGUGUUGCUUUGACAAGCCAAGCUGCUACUUCAAUUUCGAAAGCAAAAAACAAAAAGAACGCUACACUAACGCAAAGGCGAAAAAAUAAACUUAAAUGUGAUGCAUUUCUAUGAAUACACUAAAUGAAUACAUAACCCUAUAUACAAUCAUAUAUGUAUACACUGUAUCCGAUGGCUAUUUAGUAUUAAGACUCUCGAUCCGCAACCGCAUUCCCUUUACUUUAAGAGCUGGACUCUAAUCGCAGCCAAGGAUUGCGCAAACAUUUUGGUUCCCCUCCUAUCCCAUUCGAUUCCGUUGUCCUUUCUGUCUCCGGAGCUCCAGAGCUACCACAGCCAAUUGAUUGAUGAUGAAUCCUGGCCAUGGUCAGCAACCGAAAGUGGGUGGAACUCCUACCAUAACCAUGGAUACUGCGCGAUGGACUCUGGGGGCAGACAGGCCGUCCUGGAA